Molecule: messenger RNA, 1246 nt
Organism: Pelagomonas calceolata
Lineage: Eukaryota; Pelagophyceae; Pelagomonadales; Pelagomonadaceae
Source: the annotation of a GenBank genome assembly
GCUUGCUUUUGCUCUUCCUAGUGUGUCUUACGUGUCGCUAGCCCUGAAUCCCAUCGCGAUCGCCCCCAAACCUAGCUAUUAUUGCAUCAUCCAGCAAGGUUCCAGCGCGGAACAGCUGCAAAAAACAUAGUCGUGAUCCACUGGCAGCGAUGGAAGUCCCCACGCGCCGGGUGCGCGUGAGGUUUCGAGUGGGAGGGAGUUUGGUGAGAGAGGGGAAGGGCAAGAGGGAGGCCAUUUACAUCGCGCUGACGGCGGCCGGAGCCGAAACGUUCUUUCCGACGCCCGAGAUCGCCCCCUACGAUCGGCAACAAGACAAGGAGACCGACUACUACCUCGCGAAGACCGAGACGGGAGAAUUGAUGGACGGCACGUCCCUGCCCGACGAGGCGCAAAAAAGGAUACUGAGCUUCCUCCUCCACGACGUCAACAAACGCAACGGCGACCCGUCGCGCUCGUCUUUACUCAUGUCCGUGAAGCCGCGCGAGCCGCCGAAGGCCAUAGUGUGGACCGAGCCGAUGCGCUAUGCAUUGGAGGCCGGCACGCGCCAGCUCCACGGCGCCGAGCUGCCGUCGUUCGCCGAGAUUGCGAAAAUGGGCUCCGUGGAAAAGGUUGGCCUGAUGGGACUGUGCUCCUAUUUGCAAACGUAUGCACAUGCUACUAAAGCUGCGACGCAGAUCAGGUUGGCUUCCAAAACCCAAAGGUCAUUUGCGGACUUCAAAACUCUACUGUCUCAAGUGAUGAAGCGAAAGAAGACGCACAACGGUCCUCGCGGUUACGGUAGGAAGGAGGGCGAGACGAUGGAGCAGUAUUGGUUGCGGAUAGGGGAGCUAUACUCCGACAUUCAGGAUCCUACGCUUCGUAAGUUAGGAGACAGAAUUGAGAAGAUAAUGUCCUGCUCGAACGUGGACGUCGCGCAAGAGGGGCCUCUAUGGGCGCGACACCACCGCGAUUGGUUUGUCGAUAACAAGUGUCCGUAUGCGCCGCCGCGCGAGACGCCGGAGGCGGACGAGCUCGCCUGGAUCGGGAGGUGCUACAAGGACAAGGACGGGGUCUGGUGCAUCAAGAAGGUCGAGUUCUCCCAGCAGGAUAGGGAGCUCGCCGUGUACGCCUACCCGGCCGACGAGGAGCCGCCGGAGGACGACGACGAGCUGGAGCGCGAGUUACUCGACCCUUUCAAGGAGGCACUCGAUGAGGAGGUUAACGUCUGGGUCGAAUCGGACUCGGAGUGAGUAAGUGUUAAAACUAA